This is a messenger RNA of Esox lucius (northern pike), 1648 nucleotides long. It is a transcript of the gene tymp, whose product is annotated as thymidine phosphorylase. The transcript has 11 exons. The coding region runs from base 138 to 1493 and encodes 451 amino acids. The record is from RefSeq and is a predicted model, not a curated record. Gene Ontology annotation, molecular function: pyrimidine-nucleoside phosphorylase activity; 1,4-alpha-oligoglucan phosphorylase activity. Gene Ontology annotation, biological process: pyrimidine nucleobase metabolic process; pyrimidine nucleoside metabolic process. Gene Ontology annotation, cellular component: cytosol. Lineage: Eukaryota; Metazoa; Chordata; Actinopteri; Esociformes; Esocidae.
AUAGUUAAUGACUCAUCCAUUCCGACUGGUCCUCCCGCAGGAGUGUUGUUUCAUAGUUUCUUCCGAGACCUGAGAACGUAUGAACAGCUCAUCUUUCGGGUCAGGCAGCUGGACUACAGAAAAGAUAAAAGGUUGUGAUGGCGCAGCGAGAGCUGACCCCUUUUCCCGAGCUCAUCCGAAAGAAACGGGACGGUGAACAACUGAGCGUGCUGGAGAUUCGAGACUUUGUGCAGGGUGUCAAGUACAAGACAAUCCAAGAGGGACAAAUCGGAGCGAUGCUCAUGGCGAUCUGGCAGAAGGGGAUGCUAGCAGAGGAGACUCUUGCUCUGACCAAGGAGAUGAUGAUGUCAGGGGAAGUGAUGUCAUGGCCGUCACAGUGGAAGGGGCUAGUGGUGGAUAAACACUCGACAGGUGGGGUGGGAGACAAGGUUAGCCUGGUGCUGGCUCCAGCUCUGGCUGCCUGCGGAUGCAAGGUACCCAUGAUAAGUGGCAGAGGUCUGGCACACACAGGUGGCACUCUGGACAAACUGGAGUCCAUACCUGGACUUAACGUCUGUCAGCCGGGGGAACAGCUGCAGCGGAUCCUGCAGGAGGUUGGCUGUUGCAUUGUGGGACAGACGGAAAACCUGGUGCCCGCUGACAAAGUCAUGUACGCUCUCAGAGAUGCCACGUCCACCGUCGACAGCCUUCCCCUCAUCACAGGUUCUAUCAUGUCUAAGAAAGGGGCUGAGUCUUUGAGCGCCUUGGUUCUGGAUGUUAAGUUUGGGAAGGCAGCGCUCUACCAAGACCUGAGCAGCGCCAAGAAGCUAGCCCAAUCACUGGUGUCAGUGGGUAACAGUCUGGGGAUCCAUACGGGGGCGGUGCUAAGUCGUAUGAACUGUCCCAUUGGCCGCUGUGUGGGGAACUCCCUGGAGGUGAUCGAAUCCCUGGAGUGUCUGAAGGGCAGGGGCCCUGACGACAUACUGGAGCUGGUCACGUUACUGGGCGGUGUGCUGUUGCUGAUGACUGGGUGUGCAGCCAGCCUGGAGGACGGGAAGAAGGUCAUCGCCGGCACCCUGCGGAACGGGAAGGCUCUGGAGAAGUUCCGGAACAUGAUGAUUGGCCAAGGAGUAGCCGUUCAGGCGGCUGCAUCGCUCUGUUCCGACAACGCGGAUUACUACAGCGUCCUGAGACGAGCGCUCCACCAGACUGACCUGGAAACCGAGUGCCCGGGAACAGUGCUGGACAUUGAUGGCGUGGUCAUCGCCAAGGUGUUGCAGCGGUUGGGGGCAGGGCGUUCAAAGGUUGGACAAACCAUCAAUCACAGCGUGGGGGCGGAGCUUCUGGUUUUCCUGGGACAGCAGGUGGAGAAAGGUCAACCAUGGCUGCGUGUCCACUAUGAGACGCCGGCGCUGAGUGCAGAGCAGAGAGUCAGCCUACAGCGGGCACUGACCCUGGGGUCAGCUGACCAGCUACACACUCCUCCCCUGGUGGCAGAGGUCAUAAUUCCAUAGUGACACACCUCAACAAAACUUGGAUGGAAGAUGUCCCAACGUGUUUAAUGAUGUCAUCACCUGCCUCAAUCACAGCUUGCUAUACAGGUGCUGGUCAUAGAAUUAGAAUAUCAUCAAAAAGUUGAUUUAUUUCAGUAAUUCCAUUCAAAAAGUGA